UUAUUUUUAACAGGAAGCGGAACCUAACCGGAAGCACGUGUCGGUGACGUCGUCCUUGGAAAACAAAAACAAACCUGUGUGUUGCAAUAUUUCUGUUUUCAAUCGACGUUUGGUCAGCGCCUAAAAUCGUUCGUGUCGUCUUUGGUGUGCGCCUUAUGAUUGUUCCCACCGAAGCUGCAGUUUACCGGUAAUUGCUUGUUUGAGAGCCAUGGCCCAGCAGAGAGGAGUAAACAGCCUGCAGUUCAAUCAGGACCAAAGCUGUUUCUGCUGCGCUAUGGAGACGGGGGUCAGGAUUUACAACGUGGAGCCUCUAAUGGAGAAGGGCCACCUGGACCAUGAGCAGGUUGGCAGUGUAGCCCUGUGCUCCAUGCUGCAUCGCUCUAACCUGCUGGCCAUAAUUGGAGGUGGAGUCAAUCCUAAAUUCUCAGAAAUAUCUGUGUUGAUCUGGGACGAUGCUCGGGAGUCACGGGAUCCUAAGGACAAACUGGUGCUGGAAUUCACCUUCACCAAGCCUGUUCUGGCUGUCCGCAUGAGACACGACAAGAUCAUCAUUGUGCUGAAGAACAGGAUCUAUGUGUACAGUUUUCCAGACAACCCUGUCAAGCUUUUUGAGUUUGACACCAGAGAUAACCCCAAAGGUCUUUGUGAUUUGUGUCCCAGUUUGGAGAAACAGCUUCUGGUCUUCCCAGGUCACAAAUGUGGCAGCCUGCAGCUGGUUGACCUGUCCAACACCAAACCUGGAACAUCAUCUGCCCCUUUUACUAUCAACGCCCAUCAGAGCGAGAUUGCCUGUGUGGCCCUCAACCAGCCCGGCAGCGUGGCAGCUUCAGCCUCUCGUAAAGGAACCCUCAUCCGCCUGUUCGACACAACGACCAGGGACAAACUGGUGGAGCUGCGCAGAGGAACAGACCCUGCCACUCUUUACUGCAUCAACUUCAGCCAUGACUCAUCUUUCUUGUGCGCAUCCAGUGACAAAGGCACAGUUCACAUCUUUGCACUCAAAGACACCAAACUCAACCGUCGCUCUGCGCUGGCACGUGUUGGGAAGGUGGGUCCUGUGAUUGGUCAGUAUGUGGACAGCCAAUGGUCAUUGGCCAGCUUUACUGUGCCUGCUGAGUGUGCCUGUAUCUGUGCUUUUGGAAAGAAUACUUCCAAGAACGUCAACUCAGUCAUUGCCAUAUGUGUGGACGGGACCUUCCAUAAGUAUGUGUUCACCCCUGAUGGAAACUGCAAUCGAGAGGCCUUCGAUGUGUAUCUGGACAUAUGUGAUGAUGAUGACUUUUAAGGCCACACAGAGAAACCAGUUAUAGAUGAACAUGAGAAUUAUGAAUGGAAACAGACUACUUUUAAUGAAUUAUCUCCUGCUGUGAAUCUGAGGAGCACGGACUUCAUGCAAAGAGUCUGUUAUAUGAAGUUUUAUGUAAUCAGUUUUACUUACAGUGUAUAGCAGUGUGAAUAUAAAGUUUUCUAUUGGGCUGUUAAUCAUCACUCUGAAAAGUUUAUGUUAUAUGGUAAAAACAGAAAUGUAUGUUAUGUAUGUUGUAUUUCUUAGAAACUAAUAUUGAAUUAAAAAUGACACUGAAAUUUUAAUUCACUUUUGCUAAGAAAGCAGAACAUGAAGCCCUGUUAUUUGCCUGUUACAUUAGUGAAUGUAUGGUGCACAUUUCAUGGCAUAAAAAGGAAGCACUCCCAUAGAGAUGUUAUUUUGUCAUGCUGCUGUAGCAGAGCACAAACCUCCUCCAGAGCAGCUCACUCUCUGGGGAGUAUUUCCCUUUAAAGAAAUAGUAUUUUGCAUGUAUUUAUUUUAUGUUUAUUUUGUUCUUUUUAAACUUGCGUUAAGAAGUUGGUAGUGUAGUAAAAAUCAGAUAAGGGUAGCAUGACAGAGGUUUACUCUGAUUGCACAAACAUCAUGUUAAUGGAUAAAAGGCAUUGAGCUUAUUAUAUGGAGGAGCUGGCAGAUGAUUGCUCCAUUCCGUAGUCAGUAUCCGUAGACAGGCCUAUGCAGAACAGCAGUGGGGACAGAGCUACAGUGCUAUGGGCUUGAAGUUUGCCUCUAGUAUUGUACGUCAUAUCUCCAUUGAGUUCUCGAUGAACGCUCUUAGGGUCCUAUUGAUCUUGUACAACUCUAGGCA
Messenger RNA from Oreochromis niloticus (Nile tilapia), 2132 nucleotides. It is a transcript of the gene wdr45, whose product is annotated as WD repeat domain 45. Lineage: Eukaryota; Metazoa; Chordata; Actinopteri; Cichliformes; Cichlidae. The record is from RefSeq and is a predicted model, not a curated record. Bases 209 to 1285 code for a protein of 358 amino acids. The transcript is spliced from 11 exons. Gene Ontology annotation, molecular function: protein binding.